Messenger RNA from Pundamilia nyererei, 3878 nucleotides. It is a transcript of the gene map2k4b, whose product is annotated as mitogen-activated protein kinase kinase 4b. NCBI's taxonomy places the organism in Eukaryota, Metazoa, Chordata, Actinopteri, Cichliformes, Cichlidae. Gene Ontology annotation, biological process: MAPK cascade; protein phosphorylation. The record is from RefSeq and is a predicted model, not a curated record. Bases 151 to 1221 code for a protein of 356 amino acids. The transcript has 11 exons. Gene Ontology annotation, molecular function: JUN kinase kinase activity; ATP binding.
GAUUGUCCAUAAAAGCAGCAACAGCAGAGACGUGGCCGUCGUUGCGGCUGUUGCGUUCAAGUGGCGCAGUGUCCCGUCUGGAGGCAGAGCGGGCGAAGUUUCACUCUCUGCAUUGCAGCCUGAGCGCUGCUGCUGGAAUUCAACACAACAAUGGCGACUCCCAGUCCUAACAGCAACUCCACUAGCUCUAGCAACAACAGCAACAUCGUAGGAUCAACGUCGCACCAACUCCACCAGCAAACACAGAGCAGCAGCAUGCAAGAAACCAACACCUGCUGGAGAUGUCAAAAUGAAACAGGUAAACGCAAAGCUCUGAAACUGAAUUUUGCCAACCCUCCAGUGAAACCGGCUUCCAGGCUCCCACUCAAUCCAACAGUUCCCUCUUUCCAGAACCCUCACAUAUGUGUCCCUCAGAGGAUUCGCUCCACUGUGGAUGAGAAGGAGCAGAAGCAGCUGCUGAUGGACCUUGAUGUAGUGAUGAGGAGUAGUGACUGUCCCUACAUUGUGCAGUUCUACGGCGCCCUCUUCAGGGAGGGGGACUGUUGGAUUUGUAUGGAACUUAUGUCUACCUCAUUAGACAAAUUCUACAAAUAUGUAUAUUGUGCAUUAGAUGACGUCAUUCCAGAGGAAAUAUUAGGCAAAAUAACAUUAGCAACCGUUAAAGCACUGAACCACUUAAAAGAAAACUUGAAAAUAAUUCACAGAGACAUCAAACCUUCCAACAUUCUUAUGGACCGAAAGGGGAAUAUCAAACUGUGCGAUUUUGGCAUCAGCGGCCAGCUGGUGGACUCCAUAGCCAAGACCAGAGAUGCAGGCUGCAGGCCUUACAUGGCACCUGAAAGGAUAGACCCCAGUGCUUCUAGACAAGGCUAUGAUGUCCGGUCUGAUGUAUGGAGUUUGGGAAUCACCCUGUAUGAGCUGGCAACAGGAAGAUUCCCCUACCCUAAGUGGAAUAGUGUUUUCGAUCAGCUGACGCAGGUGGUAAAAGGUGAGCCUCCCCAGCUCAGCAACUCAGAGGAGAGGCAGUUCUCCCCCAAGUUCACCAACUUUGUUAACCUAUGCCUUACAAAGGAUGAAUCAAAAAGGCCAAAGUACAAGGAGCUUCUGAAACACCCUUUCAUUCUGAUGUAUGAGGAGCGUUUUGUGGACGUUGCCAGCUAUGUGUGUCGCAUUCUGGAUCAGAUCCCUGCCUCUCCUAUCUCGCCCAUGUAUGUCGACUGACAGUUAGUCCAGGGAGGGUGGGGUGAGGGUUGGGGGAGGGGGGUCGUUAGCCAACAGUGGGUUGGACACCAAGUUUUGUGACGCGACGUUUGACAUCUUAGCCCUAAGAGUUAGGUGGGAUCACCAGUUUUUUUCUCGUGUUCCAAAGAACAAAGGAAGUCCAAAUUGCUCAGUGCAAUGAGACUAAUAUCCUUAAGCAAACCUUUCAACCUCCCAUCACCUCAUUUUAAAAUCCCAUAAUAUUGUCAUUCAUCUUCAGUCAGAAAAACUUGAAGCGAGAACAUUGUCUUAGUAAAAUGCAAUGUAUCUGUGUAUGUGAGGGGAAAAAAGGAAUAGUGUGUAUAUAUAGAUAUAGAUAUAUAUCUCAUAUGUACUUGAAUUUGUACACAAAUACAGAAUUUACCAAAUAAAGUGGUGAGCAGUGACGCUCUUGAUGUAUGAACAAAAAUAGCCACCCAGUGGAUUGUACAUUGUGGACUGUAUGUUUGCAUAUGUGUGUUCACCUCUGAACUGUUGACAUGUACAAAUGUAUGCAGAUAGGUCUGCUGUCUCAACAGUCUUUUCAUGCAUUUGGUUGAGAGCACCUUUACUCACAGCAAAUGGUUGAGUAUGCAAGAGUGUUUCUGUGUGGAACACUCGUGGAUUUGGUAGCGCAGCUUUCUUUUUCUUUUCUUUUUCACUUUCCCCCAAUAUGCAAUCUGUGAGAAGCUGUCUUGAUAGAAAAAUAAGCCAACUGCCAUUUCUCACAAACUGGCCUCAGUUCAUCUCUUUUGUUAUCAUUGUGUUUGAGUUAUAAAACUAAGCAUCUCUUUUUGAUUGAGAAUUUCCUGUGUUAGUCUUGUUGAACAGAGCUGGUGGUAGAAACUCCUAAUUAGAAGUAAUAUCAAAUGGCAACACAUGGUUUAAUGCAACUGGAUUUUUGUCAUUCAAAGAGGUAGCUACAGCUAAAGACAACUGAUAGGUUAAAACAAAAAACAACGCAUGCUUCCAAAUAUCCUUUAUAGGUUUUUGUUAAUAAAAAAGACAAAGGACAAGAUGAUGUAACAAUAGCUAGCUAAGAUGAGAAGCAGACUAGCAAAAUAUAUGUUAAAUAAUUCUGUCCAAAAAAAAAAGGUUAAGAUUGGUAAAGUAAGGUAUACUAACUCAAUAGAAAUGUAUAUUUUUCUACUAUAUAGUUCUAGUCAAAUGGAUGAGGAAAUAGAAAAGACUGUUACGCUAUUAUCAUGCUAAUAAAUUCAAGUUUAACAUCUAGCUAACCGUAUUUUUUUUUUUUUUUUUAAAUAUAAAUGCCUUCACCUGCAUUUUAAAUGCAAUCAGUUUGCAUUAAGGCAUACUGUCGUUCUUUCAGGACCACCCAGAAGUCUCCCAGGCUACACACUUUUUGUCCCACAAAAACAUCCUCGUUUCCUUGCGAGUAGUGGAAGAUGCCCUCUACCCUGGUGUAAAGUUAGUUUGGGACAUUAUGUCCACUGUAAAUGUGUAUGUACAUAGAACACCUAACCUGCUGUUACUGGCAGGUUUUGCUCAACAGUUAAGGCUGAUUCCUAAACACAGAUCCAAGCACCAAGAUAGGUGUCAGGUGCAAAUUCUUUUAGUUUAGGAAUGAGCCUUAAUUCCACCUGUCAUAGUGCUGUACAGUUAAACUUCUCAUCCACACUGAUCACAGAUCCACCGUGCUGCCAUAUAGCAGCAGUAACUACAAGUUUAAAAGUCUAGGCAUGGGAGUUCUGUCAAAAAAUAAAUAAAAACUGUAAAUGCUGCUAAAUCACAAACUAUUGACUUCCAUACCAACUACCGAACUGUCGGGAGAAGAGGAAUCUCACUCAACACAGUUACACGUUUUCGUCCUUAAGUUCACCACGGACUCGGCAUGCUUCUCCAUGACUUAGUAUGUCUUUCUGGCUUGCACUGAUGAUAGAAUAUUACCAUGCAUGAAACUCGGAUGCAUCUCCAUAAUCCAAAAUGUCUCAUCUGUCUUCCUUUGUCAGUUAUAGUAAUAUUCUGGAGUUUUACAUAAUUGUGUGGCAGAAGGUCAAUGGGAGGCCACAAUUUUGAGACUAUUGAGAUGCACCCGUUGUCAUUUCUUUUCAGAAAGUCACAUUUACCAGGCGGGGCCUCUUAUCCACAGAAUGGCGAGACAAAUAUCACAUUACUUGGCGAUAGCUAUUAACCAAACUGUAUGGAUGAUGGUCCUUUAAGUGUGGGACACUGCAGGGACUUUUACAUGCGUCUCCCAGAAACUACCACCAUUGUUGGAGUGGGUUGGGGGACGUUUCAGUGUGGCUUGUUUAAAUGUUGAAUACUUUUGGCCUGUUUGGGAGGGCAACACAUUACAACCGCAUAGGUGGCGACGUUGUAGAACCCACACGAUUCUUUUGGUAAGCGACUUUCCAUUUCUGUCUAACACGAAAUGGUGCAGACCCCAGAGAAAGCCCACAGAUGGAGCCGUUUAACUUCAAACUGGCUCUAGAGCUGUUGUAGUCUGUCAUGUGUUUCCAGGAAGCUAACUUGACGCUGGUGAAUCUCCAGGGUACAUGUUGUAUAAAUUGCAAAAUUACUAGAAUGUUCAUAUUAGAUUAUAAGAUAUUAUUAAGGGCAAUGAAUAUUAUAUUGUAUCUUCAUUGAUCGUUACAAAUAAAGAAAAGAUUGGAAACCUG